UUGCAGUUCAGUUUUAUUUUGGUCGUGCACACAGCCGGCUUUUUUUAAGAUGUCAUAAUCAGUGAAUUGUAUUCAUAGUCAAAACCACAAACAGUUCAGUUAGCAUUUUAAUUUCCAAAAUCCACCAAAAUUCAAAAAAAAAAAUGCAACGUUUCCAGCAAGUUUUCGGUACAAAAUUGUUUUCAGUCAUUGGCAUGAUUCACCUUAGAGCGUUACCAGGUACUCCAAAAUAUGAUGGAAAUUUUAAUGCAAUCGUUGAACAGGCUCGUCACGAAGCAAAUAUCUAUCGAAAACACAAUGUCGAUGCAGUUUUAGUUGAAAACAUGCAUGAUGUGCCGUACAUUCAAAAUGCGAAUAUUGGCCCCGAGGUUAUUGCAUCGAUGAGUCGUGUGAGUGCUGAAAUCAAGGAAAUUCUACCGAAAAUACCGUGUGGCAUUCAAGUGUUGGCAAGUGCAAAUUGUCAAGCGUUGGCCAUUGCAAAAGCGACCAAUUUACAAUUUAUUCGAGCUGAAGGUUUUGUAUUUUCGCAUGUUGCUGACGAAGGUUUUACCGACGCUUGUGCUGGCCAUUUACUUCGCUAUCGGAAACACAUUGACGCCGAGAACAUUCUUAUUUUCACCGAUCUCAAGAAAAAGCACAGCUCACAUGCGAUUACAAAUGAUGUGUCACUGCUUGAAACUGUGCAUGCCGCUGAAUUCUUUUUGACCGACGGUGUCAUACUUACCGGAACUGCAACUGGGUGCGCUGUCAACGACGAUGACUUGCACGCCAUUCACAACAAAUGUAAAUCACCGAUUAUAAUUGGUUCGGGGGUAACACAUGAAAAUAUUGAAGAAUAUUUUCCGAAAUCGAAUGCCGCCAUAAUCGGUUCGUAUUUCAAACGAGACGGACAUUGGGCCAAUGAACUUUGCGACACAAGAAUUGGAAAUCUCAUGGAGAAAGUAAAUCAUUUGCGGAAAUUACAUUAAGGAUUGAUUGGACAAAAAUCAAGAAUAUUUAAUUUUUUCGAACUGAAUAAAUGUGAAACCAAAACUUUUGUUUUAUGGCCAAAA
Contarinia nasturtii (swede midge) is the source of this 1052-nucleotide messenger RNA. RefSeq lists its product as uncharacterized. Bases 144 to 968 code for a protein of 274 amino acids. NCBI's taxonomy places the organism in Eukaryota, Metazoa, Arthropoda, Insecta, Diptera, Cecidomyiidae. The transcript has 5 exons. The record is from RefSeq and is a predicted model, not a curated record.